UUGUGGAAACAGUGUCCUGUUUAUCACUGAGAAGUGUUCUCUGGGAUUUUGCUAUAAAAGAGCCCCAUCCUAUGCCUUAUCAGUGCACUUUGAAAUCCAGCUUCAACAGACAGAUCGCCUACGUCCGUCCCAGCCUAACCAUGAGCAGAAACUACAUGUCCAAGUAUGAUGAGCUCCGCAGGGGAGACUACCUUAUGUCCAACAACCAUGAGUGGAAGGCUGUGUUCCAGGAGGAUGGCAACUUUGUCAUCUACGGCUGGAAGCCCAUGUGGAGCUCGGACACGGCAGGCCAGAGGGAUGCCCAUCGCCUGUGCAUGCAAGAUGACUGCAACUUUGUGAUGUACAAAAGGGACAACAAGAUGAUGUGGCAGACCAAAAGCCAGGCCUCCGGAGGCUUCAAGACUUGCCGCAUGUGGCUGCGCAACGACGGUACCAUGGUGGUGGAGAGGGACAGCGAGGAGGUGUGGUCCUCUGCCCAGUCCAAGGGCCACAAGUGAAGAGGGACCCUGGCGAUGACACUUCCUCAGAGUGGUCAGGCCAAGGAUACCAAGAAUACCUACCAUGUGCCU
Molecule: messenger RNA, 569 nt
Organism: Alosa alosa (allis shad)
Lineage: Eukaryota; Metazoa; Chordata; Actinopteri; Clupeiformes; Clupeidae
Product: mannose-specific lectin-like
Exons: 3
Coding region: 72-497 (141 amino acids)
Source: RefSeq, a predicted model, not a curated record